Molecule: messenger RNA, 986 nt
Organism: Podarcis muralis (Common wall lizard)
Lineage: Eukaryota; Metazoa; Chordata; Lepidosauria; Squamata; Lacertidae
Source: RefSeq, a predicted model, not a curated record
UGAUCAGAUGGAGGACGGGGAGAAACUUUCGGAUGUCACUCUUAAAUGUGCAGAUUAUCUGGAGGGCAACAGCAAUGACAUUUCUGCAAAGCGGGAGAGCUGGCACCAUAUGAACCAUAUCCCCAGAACCUUGAAGAGCCAGUUCGUAUAUCGCCAACUGAGAGAACAGAAAAAUGCACUUCAAGAGGAAAUCAGGAUAUUCUGGAAGAAAUGCCAACGCCUACGGAGGGAGAUCCAGACCUUCCGAGAAGAUAACAAAACCAAGGCUUUGUGGGAGGAGAUCCAUGCCUUCAAGAAGAAGAACAAGGGCUUCAUGGAUGAGAUCAAGAGCUUCUUAGAGGAGAGCAGGGUUUUCAUGGCUGAGAUCAAGGCCUUCCAGACCAAAAAGAAGGAAAUUCAGGACCAGGUGAAGACCUUUCAGGAGAAGAUUGAGGCACUCCAGCAGAGGAUCAAGACAAUAGAGGAGGAGAUUGUUACCUUGGAGGAAAGGAAUGAAUCAUUUCGAGAAGCUGUCAAAGCCUUCCAGAUCAAGAACAAGGAGUACCAGGAAGCCAACAAAGGCAUGCGUGAGAAGAACAAAUCCAUCCAGGAAAAGAUAGAAGCCAUUGAAGAGAAGAACAACGCCUUCUGGAAGGAAUGCAAGGCAUUUUGGAAGAAGGACAAAACCUUCUGGGAAGAGGACAUGGCCAUAUCCAAAGACAAAAUGGCCCUCUGGGAAGAGUAUAUAGCUUUGAGGGAUAAUGACCAAGACCUCCAGGAAGAAAAAGCGGUCAUCUGGGACAUGGUGGAAGCUCUCUGGGAUAUGAAGUACUCCAUAUGGAAAGAGGUAAAUGGGUUUCCGGAAGAACCAGACCCUGAGUUCGGGGUGGAAGUUCUCGACAAUGGUGCCGAUGGAGACCAUGAUGAACCACCUGAUGAAAUAAAAGAGGUGUGAAUUAACGCAAUGAUCUGGUUAGCACCACCUUAAAAACUCCUAUACAUUGAUG